AUGAGAAAGGAGAAGACUCACAUCAACGUCAAGGUCAUUGGACAUGUAGAUUCUGGCAAGCCCACCACUACUGGCCAUCUGAUCUGCAAAUGUGGUGGGAUUGACAGAAGAACCCUUGAAAAAUUUUAGAAGGAGGCUGCUGAGAUGGGGAGGGACUCUUUUAAUUGUGCCUGGGUCUUGGAUAAACUGGAAGCUGAACGUGAGUGUGGUAUCACCAUUGAUAUCUCCCUGUGGAAAUUUGAAAGCAGCAAGUAUUAUGUGACCAUCACUGAUGCCCCAGGACACAGAGACUUUAUCAAAAACAUGAUGACAGGCACAUCUCAGGCUGACUGUGCUGCCCUGAUUGUUGCUGCUGGUGUGAGGUGCCCUCAGGCUGACACACUGGGUGUGAAACAGCUGGUCGUUGGUGUUAACAAAAGGAAUUCCACUGGGCUGCUCUAUAGCAAGAAGAGAUACAAGGAAAUUGUUAAGGAAGUCAGCACCUACAUUAAGAAAAUUGGCUACAACCCUGACACAGUAGCAUUUGUGUCAGUUUCUGGUUGGAAUGGUGACAAUAUGUUGGAGCCAAGUGCUAAUAUGCCUUGGUUCAAGGGAUGGAAAGUCAUCUGUAAAGAUGGCAGUGCCAGUGGAUCCAUGCUGCUUGAAGCUCUGGAUUGCAUUCUGCCACCAACUUGUCCAACCAACAAGCCCCUGCUUCUGCCCCUCCAGAAUGUCUACGAAACUGGUGGCAUUGAUACUGUCCCUGUGGGCCGAGUGGAGACUGGUGUUCUCAAACCCUGCAUGGUGGUCACCUUUGCUGCAGUCACCAUUACAACUGAAGUAAAGUCUGUUGAAAUGCACCAUAAAGCUUUGAGUGAAGCUCUUCCUGGGGACAGUGUAGGCUUUAAUGUCAAGAACGUGUCUGUCAAAGAUGUUUGUUGUGGCAAUGUGGCUGGUGACAGCAAAAAUGACCCACCAAUGGAAGCAGCUGGCUUCACAGCUGAGGCGAUUAUCCUGAACCAUCCAGGCCAAAUCAGUGCUGGAUGUGCACCUGUGCUGGAUUGUCACACAGCUCAUAUUGCUUGCAGAUUUGCUGAGCUAAGGGAGAAGAUUGAUCGUUGUUCUGGGAAAAGGCUGGAAGAUGGCCCAAAGGUUUUGAAAUCUGGUGAUGCUGCCAUCUUUGAUAUGGUUCCUGGCAAGCCCAUGUGUGUUGAGAGCUUCUCUGACUAUCCUCUUCUAGUCCACUUCACUGCUCGUGACGUGAGACAGACAGGUGCUGUUGCUGUCGUCAAAGCAGGGGACAGGAAGGCAGCUGGAGCUGGCAAAGUCACCAGGUCUGCCCAGAAAGCUCAGAAGGUGAAAUGA
This is a messenger RNA of Phyllostomus hastatus (greater spear-nosed bat), 1344 nucleotides long. RefSeq names its product elongation factor 1-alpha 1-like. Gene Ontology annotation, biological process: translational elongation; translation. The record is from RefSeq and is a predicted model, not a curated record. Lineage: Eukaryota; Metazoa; Chordata; Mammalia; Chiroptera; Phyllostomidae. Gene Ontology annotation, molecular function: GTP binding; translation elongation factor activity; GTPase activity.